UUCAGUACGUGCACGAACGAAUAGUUAGAAAGCGCAUGCGUGGUACUAUACUUCUGUAUCACUACGUACGUCCGGCCUGCGAGGAGAUAAAUAGCGCACGCGCGGCCUAUUACUUCCCUUCUUCGUCGGCUCCGAGACCAAAAUGUCCCACCGAAAGUUCUCGGCUCCCAGGCAUGGCUCGCUGGGCUUUCUGCCCCGCAAGCGCAGUCGUCGCCAUCGUGGCAAAGUGAAGAGCUUCCCUAAGGAUGAUCCCAACAAGCCCAUCCACCUCACUGCAUUCCUUGGGUACAAGGCCGGCAUGACCCACAUCGUCCGGGAAGUUGACAGGGCUGGUUCCAAGGUGAACAAGAAAGAAGUUGUAGAGGCUGUCACUGUGGUGGAGACCCCACCCAUGGUCAUUGUGGGUAUUGUGGGUUAUGUGCAAACCCCCCGUGGUCUUCGCACCUUCAGGACCAUCUUUGCUGAGCACAUCAGUGAUGAAUGCAAGCGUCGUUUCUACAAGAAUUGGCAUAAGUCCAAGAAGAAGGCUUUUACAAAGUACUGCAAGAAGUGGCAGGAUGAGGAAGGCAAGAAGCAACUGGAGAAGGACUUCAACAGCAUGAAGAAAUACUGCCAAGUUAUCAGGGUCCUCGCUCACACACAGAUGCGCAAGCUCCCACUGCGACAGAAGAAGUCUCACCUGAUGGAGAUCCAGGUGAACGGUGGCACCGUGGCUGAGAAGGUGGACUGGGCUCGAGAGAAGCUGGAGCAGCAGGUGCCCGUGUCGAAUGUUUUUGGCCAGGAUGAAAUGAUUGAUGUCAUUGGAGUCACCAAGGGCAAGGGAUACAAAGGGGUUACCAGCCGAUGGCACACCAAGAAGUUGCCCCGCAAGACUCACAGGGGUCUGCGCAAAGUAGCCUGCAUUGGGGCCUGGCAUCCUGCUCGCGUGGCCUUCUCAGUGGCCCGAGCUGGUCAGAAGGGGUACCAUCACCGCACAGAAAUCAACAAGAAGAUCUACAAGAUUGGCCAAGGAUACACAACCAAGGAUGGCAAGCUGAUCAAAAACAAUGCUUCCACAGACUAUGACCUGUCUGAUAAGAGUAUUAACCCCCUGGGUGGGUUUGUCCAUUAUGGUGAAGUGAUCCAUGACUUUAUCAUGCUGAAGGGCUGUGUUGUAGGGACCAAGAAGAGAGUUCUCACUCUGCGCAAGUCCUUACUUGUGCAGACCAAGCGUCGGGCUUUGGAGAAGAUUGACUUGAAGUUUAUUGACACCACUUCCAAGUUUGGUCAUGGCCGCUUCCAGACUGCAGAGGAAAAGAAGGCUUUCAUGGGACCACUCAAGAAAGAUCAUAUUGCUAAAGAAGAGACAGCUUAGUUUCUGGAAAAUUAUGAUCAUCUGAUCUGUAGUCUACAAUAAAGCUACUACUGUUUCAAACACCA
This is a messenger RNA of Hemicordylus capensis (graceful crag lizard), 1419 nucleotides long. It is a transcript of the gene RPL3, whose product is annotated as ribosomal protein L3. The record is from RefSeq and is a predicted model, not a curated record. Gene Ontology annotation, molecular function: RNA binding; structural constituent of ribosome. Gene Ontology annotation, biological process: translation; ribosomal large subunit assembly. The coding region runs from base 143 to 1354 and encodes 403 amino acids. NCBI's taxonomy places the organism in Eukaryota, Metazoa, Chordata, Lepidosauria, Squamata, Cordylidae. Gene Ontology annotation, cellular component: cytosolic large ribosomal subunit; ribosome. The transcript has 10 exons.